Rodentolepis nana is the source of this 195-nucleotide messenger RNA. Lineage: Eukaryota; Metazoa; Platyhelminthes; Cestoda; Cyclophyllidea; Hymenolepididae. The record is from the annotation of a GenBank genome assembly.
UCGGCUAUGUCGGAGAGUGCCACUGUCCACUGUUUCUCUGUUGUUCGAGCUUUGAGUUCGUUGAACCUUGAGGUCUGGAAAGCCGGGUAUGUCGGAGAGUGCCACUGUCCACUAUUUCUCCUCUAUUCGGAGAGUGCCACUGUCCACUAUUUCUCCUUUGUUCGAGCUUUGAGUUCGUUGCAUCUUGAGGUCUGA